CGUGUCACAUUCCCCCAAUCAAUCUUCACAAAGCUCAGCUGCUCACUUCCCAUAAAAGCGAUAGCAGCUGAGAGGCUUUCCUGUGGCGCCACAAACAGCUCCUCUCAAAUGGCCUCUGCUCAAAUCUCCGCCUCUCUCUCCCUUUCCUUCCGCGAUGUUUAUGCUCUUAGCUCAGCCAUGGCCAAAGCUCCUGCUGCAACUCCUCGGCUUCCUCUUUCCAAGUUUUCACUACGUGGGUCAUCCUUCACCACCGGUUCUCCGCUUUUGAUACGAAGAACUUAUUGUCAAAAGAGGAUUGCAUACAAAGCUAGGUCCGUUUCCAUAAGAUGUGAGCAAGGUACCCAGGACAACAGUUUGGAUGUAUGGCUAGGCCGGCUUGCAAUGGUUGGCUUUGCAGUGGCUAUUACUGUUGAGAUAGCGACUGGCAAGGGACUUCUGGAGAAUUUUGGGCUCACAAGUCCCCUGCCUACAGUAGCCUUGGCAGUUACAGGAUUGGUGGGCGUUUUGACAGCAAUUUUUAUCUUCCAGUCUGCUUCAAAAGCAACCAAUGGCAACCAUCCUCAUUUCUGUCUCUUUAGAUACACCACGUUAUAUAUAUGCAGAUGGAACCAUCUUCCAAACUGCUACACAAUGAAGACUGCCAUGUCACAGGUGAUGAUGUGUAUUGGCUGCAUUUGUCAUGGACCAGGUUUUAACGUGGAGACAGUUGAGUACAAAAACAUUAACUUCACUGUCUGGGAUUUGGGAGGACAAGAUAAGAUUCGAGCUUUGUGGAGACAUUACUUUCAAAAUAUUCAAGGACUAGUCUUUGUCGUGGACAGCAAUGAUAGAGAGAGAAUUUCGGAAGCCCGCAAUGAGCUGCAUCGUAUUCUCGGCGAGUUUGAACUGCGGAAUGCCAUUCUUCUUGUCUUUGCCAAUAAGCAGGACCUUCCAAAUUCUCUGGGUGUUGCUGAGGUUGCGGACAAACUUGGCCUACACACACUCCAUCAGCGACGUUGGUACAUCCAGAGUACUUCUGCCAUCGCCGGCCAAGGGCUACACGAAGGUCUUGAUUGGCUAUCCAGCAACUUCUCUAGCAAGGCUUCAUGAUAUAUGUCUCUUACAAAAUACUCAGUGGAUGAGUGGAACGAGAACACAAUUUUUUUGGAAACCCUCAUAAAGGAAGGCUCAGUGGAGAGUUGGUUUCUCCUGACCAUAUCCAAAAUUUAGUAUAUAGGAUAAAAUAUGAAGAAAACAAAACUCAAGGCAUAUUA
Corylus avellana is the source of this 1253-nucleotide messenger RNA. It is a transcript of the gene ARFB1A, whose product is annotated as ADP-ribosylation factor B1A. The record is from RefSeq and is a predicted model, not a curated record. Gene Ontology annotation, molecular function: GTPase activity; GTP binding. NCBI's taxonomy places the organism in Eukaryota, Viridiplantae, Streptophyta, Magnoliopsida, Fagales, Betulaceae.